Molecule: messenger RNA, 1332 nt
Organism: Diuraphis noxia (Russian wheat aphid)
Lineage: Eukaryota; Metazoa; Arthropoda; Insecta; Hemiptera; Aphididae
Molecular function (GO): protein binding
Source: RefSeq, a predicted model, not a curated record
AUGCCCUGCACAUAUGAGGGCCCUCAAUCAUUACAACCCCUUUGCCCUUUGAUUCAGUCGGCCCUGGUCAUACAAUUUGUCAUGAGUAAUAUGGAACAAAUAUAUGUAACACCAAGAUCAAUGGCUGCAAUAAUGUUAAUUGUGGUAUAUUUAACUACACAAUCUUUUGCCAKAACGCCUAAACGACCUCCUAAAAUAGAUAUUGGAAGCUUUGAAUGCGUGCCGUCAUCCGUCAACGAUAUCACAAGAGACGUUAUCGUAUAUUGGCAAAACGUUCAUGAAAAUGAGAAACACAAACAUAAUGAUUCUGCAUCGUUAUCGCUGACAAAAGUUAAAACGUAUAACGAUCAAGGUAUUUAUGAGUUGUCAUGGAAAAUUGAUGAUAAACAGAAACUAUUUACUCCAAAUCAACUGAACUAUUACACACUGUAUUGGUGUGAAAAUGACAUGGUCCAUCCAAACCAGUGUAAUGGCUAUAUGGACUGGAUACAUAUUCCAAGUACAGAGAAUAGCUAUAUUAUUACCGUAAAAGAUAUUUGGAAAGAUUAUCAAUUUGCGAUAAGUGCCAACAGUGAGACUUUACAAAAAACCAGUUCCAGUGGAAAUGGAGCUUAUAUUUUUAAAUCAGUCAGUAGUGGAAUGGUGUGGGAGACGUGUGCAACAUUGCAUAUAACGAGUAACAAAACAAGCAAAGUAAAAAGCUUUUGGAUCAGUGAGGUCGGCAACACAUACAUGGCUUUGAGGUGGAAGUUCGACUGUUCAGAACAGAUAGAUUUCAUUCGUGAUUUUCACGUAUUUUAUUGUCCAAUACGUUCCGAGGACAAUUAUUCAUGCUUAAAACCUCCGGCAUACAAAUCCGUUGAAAGCUAUAUGAAACAAGACUAUACACCUUUUGCAUACUUAUCGGACCUGAAACCAUCUACCAUGUACAAGAUAUCAAUUGUAAUAAAUACAUUAAAUGGAAGCGUAAUUGAAACCGAAUCUGUAACCAUGGCUACACUUACAGAAACUGAGUGAAAACUAAUUGAGAUAUUUAAUUAAAUUAAAUUAUAUUAUAUUCCAUUCUCCGUUUGUAUCAGAAUAAUAAUCUUGGCGGUUAUAAAAUACGUGAAUAAUUAGUGAACUCUUUUGUGGGCUAUGAAUGUAUUUUUAAAAUUCAAAUUUUGAUACAAAUUAUAUUGAAUAUAAAUAUUUUGAAUUAUAAUACAGCCAUAUGGCAUAGGUAUAGUUAAAAAAUUACGAACUGGCAUGUUACUAAUCUCUCUGUCAAUAAUUGUCAAGUUUAUACCAUGUACCUAUUUCACACUAUUUAUACUAUUUACUAUAGAUACU